Asparagus officinalis (garden asparagus) is the source of this 819-nucleotide messenger RNA. RefSeq names its product glutathione S-transferase T3-like. Bases 1 to 819 code for a protein of 272 amino acids. Lineage: Eukaryota; Viridiplantae; Streptophyta; Magnoliopsida; Asparagales; Asparagaceae. The record is from RefSeq and is a predicted model, not a curated record. The transcript has 2 exons.
AUGGAUCCCUCACAAAACUAUUAUUCGCACCUCCUUACCGGUGAAGAAUCAACCUUAUACCCAUCGUUCUAUACAGAAGUCGUAGAGGAAGGUAACCCCAUCGAGUUCUCCCAAGCAACACAACAAGUGUCAUCCCAAGAAACACCGACCACAAAGAAGAAGAAGGCUUACACGCAGUCCGAAAAUUGGACUGUCCACGAGGAUAAGCUUCUUGUGUCUGCUUGGCUGAACACGAGCCAAGACGCUAUCCAAGGUAUGGGGCAACACAAAGAUAAGUUUUGGCACAGAGCUAACAACUACUUUAUCCAAUACUCUGUCGAUCCAACGAGUCGCACGCCAAACCAAAUGAUGCAUCGUUGGUCAACGAUUCAACUGUCCGUCAACAAGUUCUGCGGGUGCGUUGCUCAGAUUGAAGGAAGACAAAGAUCUGGUACGGGAAUUAUUGACCAGACUGCAGAAGUAAAAGAAUUAUACCAAUCUCUUUAUGGUAAACCAUUCGUGUUUGAUCAUUGCUGGGUUGAGUUGCGUCAUCAUCAAAAGUGGAUCCAACAAAUGGAAACUUACAAUAAGAUUCGAUCACAGCCGAGAAGAACCACGAACUCUGAUUCCUCACCAAACAAUUCCAUGCCAGCGACCCCCAUCGAGUUGAACAUCGACUCGGAUGAUGUGUUAGUAAGGCCUGAAGGGAGGAAAGCAGCAAAGCUCAAGAGGAAACAAAAUGUGGAAAACUCUGGAUCCGCUACGUCCAUCAUGGGAGAGGCAUUUGCGUGGAUGAAGGAAACCACAAAUCAAAAAAUAGAGCUAAAACAAAAGAAAUAA